AUGAAGGUCACAGAGAGCCUCCGUUAUUUACUAUGUAUUGGCAUCCUCCUGGGCCAUACGCAGGCAAGGGCUAUCCCUGACGUACUGCAAGUUUCGUCCCGACAGGCUCCGGAUUCUCAAUCGUCGAGCUCGAAAAUCUUGAACGUCAGUGAUGCAACAGCCAGAGGCUUUCUUUGGUCAUCCAUUGGGCUAGCUGUUCUAACGGCUCUUCUUCAAGGACUUGUCACUGCCCUUGCCUUGAUGACCGAAUCGUCUAAUCAGUGGACAUUUAGAUUUCGAUUGGCAAAGAUCGAGCACUGGUGGUGGACAAUCGUGUCUGGACUUCUCCUCAUAUCAUUGGUCCUCAUUAUCCUAUCGUUCGCAACCGGCAACGGUAGCGAAUCAAUCUCGGUUCUCGUCCUCUCCUCGACAACAUUCUUGACUAUUGUGCGAUAUAUGCUGCCUUCAUGGCGGGCUCGAAAUUUCAUCUAUAAUCGUUGGCUUGCUUGGUCUGGGCCAAGUCGAACAGCAGUGAAGAUAGCCGAAAUGACAUACUGUGGCACUAUGAAUGACUGGCGAAGGUUAUCCAAGGUGACCGUGAUAGCGAAAGGCAAAAGUGUACCUUCCGACUACUAUGGAUGGCACUUUUUUCCUUUGAAGGGCAUUGCGCAAGACCCCACGGAUAUAUUGAAAGACGUCAACACCACGGUGCUUCGAUCAGGGACUUUAUCUAGAACAAUUGAUUAUAUUUACAACGAGCGCUACGAUGAUUUGGAUACCGUCUCGCUGCUUUGGGGUGCGGAAAUACAAGGCUUUCAACCGAGAGUCUCUCGCUCAGUCUCAGCAAUGACUUCAAGCCUUUUAAAGUCUCAGCCUUUCACCACUGAGGGGUAUGCUGGAGAAGGGUUUUGCCUCGCAAUGGGCAUUCUCGGACGCAAUAAAGGCCUCAAACCGGGGCAAAUCGUCUUCCAAAUGACUCGUCAAAUCUCGGGUAGUCUUGAACAAAAGUCAACUUGGCGUCCACGCCCAUCAAAGACACUUCGAAGCUACUAUUGGAAAACACUUGAUGCACAGUAUCAUGGGCUUGGCGAAGAAUUUGUUGAAGCUGCAGUUGAAUUGAGCCUAAUACUCAUGGAUGCCUAUGAGCCUGCUAUUGCUACUUGGCUCAAGGCUGGGUGCGAGCAUCAGAGCUUUGAGAUCAACAAAACUCUGCAGUCCCUCGAGGCGACCCCGGAAGAACUCCGCGCUCAUUAUGAAUCCAGUUAUGUAUCGAUGAUAAUUUCUCUCAACAAUAUGAGGGAUAAGCAACUCGGUCGCAAAAAUCAUGAGGUCGCACAAGCUAAGCGACCAGACAUUAUUUGCCUUGCACUUAGACUCAAAGCCAUGGGUGUUAAAACCGCUCCAAACUGGUGGAAUAGCCCUGAAAUCGAGGGUUAUCUUGAUGGCGAACGACAACAUCUGGAUCAUGAUUGGUAUCAAGAUGCUGCAAAAUUACUGGGUCUUACCGCAUACCCUGAAGGGCUUGAAAAUGGGCACUGGAAUGGUACGCCUCCCCCAGACCAGCCUAUUGACUUCGCCUCUAGCUUGAGCGACCCCACCACGAUCGCGGCAGUGCCAAGCCAGUCUCUUAUUGCUGUCGAGGAUCCUAUUACUGGUGACGUAGAAUUGAGGGAGUUGACUAUGCCCCAGAAUGAAGGCGAUUUGCAAACCAAAGUUGAGUCUACAGAACAAGGUCGUGUUGUGACUAGUUCGGAAUGA
This is a messenger RNA of Penicillium pulvis, 1737 nucleotides long. RefSeq lists its product as uncharacterized. The record is from RefSeq and is a predicted model, not a curated record. The coding region runs from base 1 to 1737 and encodes 578 amino acids. Lineage: Eukaryota; Fungi; Ascomycota; Eurotiomycetes; Eurotiales; Aspergillaceae. The transcript has a single exon.